CUAAUCCUGAACAGUGGCCAGCUUAGGCGGAGCAGGAGCAGCUCAAUAUGGUCUACGACAUGACACAUCUGGCACCGGGGCCGCCGCAAAGCAUCUCACUGAGCCGCUACUAUAUGGAUCAGGAUGACGAACUGGCGGCGGCGGCGGCCGCCAACAAUGCGCUAUCGAACGGACAUGGACACGGGCAUGGCCAUGCCGCUGGCGAGGAUUAUGCGGCGAGCACCACGCUGGACAUGGAUCAGCGGUAUCAGGCGCGUAUCGCCUGCGAGACGGCCGCACAGCCGGCGCCGCCGCCGCCGCCGACGCCGGCGCCACGUCGUCGCACCACGCCCAUCGCCCACCUGGAUCCCUCCGAGCUGGUCGGGCUGUCGCGCGAGGAGCGCCGCCGUCGGCGACGCGCCACGCUCAAAUAUCGUACGGCGCACGCGACACGUGAGAGGAUCCGGGUCGAGGCGUUCAAUGUGUCCUUUGCGGAGCUGCGCAAGCUGCUGCCCACGCUGCCGCCGGACAAGAAGCUGUCGAAGAUCGAGAUCCUCAAGCUGGCCAUCUGCUAUAUAGCGUAUCUGAAUCAUGUCCUGGAGACACCCUGAGACGCCGCCAACGCCUCCAGCUGCAGCCAGUUGCCAGGCGCCAUGUUUCUCAACACUUCCUAAAC
Molecule: messenger RNA, 655 nt
Organism: Drosophila montana
Lineage: Eukaryota; Metazoa; Arthropoda; Insecta; Diptera; Drosophilidae
Gene: HLH4C
Product: Helix loop helix protein 4C
Exons: 1
Coding region: 48-590 (180 amino acids)
Biological process (GO): regulation of transcription by RNA polymerase II
Molecular function (GO): RNA polymerase II cis-regulatory region sequence-specific DNA binding; protein dimerization activity; DNA-binding transcription factor activity, RNA polymerase II-specific
Source: RefSeq, a predicted model, not a curated record